AUGGCUUUUGAGAUUACGCCCAUGAAGGAGGACGAGAUUGGUGUCUGGAACAAAGUGUACUGGGAAGCCUUUGCUUUGGUAGAGGAUAACUUGUCAUCGCUGCUCUAUCCCGGAGGGUUUACAGAAUGCACACAAGCAUUCAUGCGGAACAACACCCGCGACAGCUUAUCCGACCCUUCCUUCUCUUACAUCUUUGUACGCGACAGCGGCACCAAAGAGAUCCUAGCCGUCGCUUGCUGGUACUUUCAAACCGAAGACAUGAGCAUGCAAGAAGUGUCGGACAAGGAGGAAAAAGCAAGGAAGGAACGCGCGGAGCAGGAGCCCAUUCCUGGUAUCAACUUUGGCGUGAUUGCGGGUUUUCGGGAGGCACAGGCGAAAAGUAAGCGUGAGAUAUUGGCUGGCAAGAGACAUGCGUUGUUGAAAGUGCUUGCGACACUGCCGGCAGCUCAGCGAAAGGGUGCCGGAGCUGCUGGGCUGGUCUGGGGCUUGCAGCGGGCGGAUGAACUGGGCAUGCCGGCAUAUCUCGAGGCUUCGGGCAUGGGUAGGCCGUUGUAUGUCAAACAUGGGUUCAGCGAAGUGAGUACUAUUGGUCAACUCGAAAUGCGAAUAUGA
Aureobasidium vineae is the source of this 612-nucleotide messenger RNA. The record is from the annotation of a GenBank genome assembly. NCBI's taxonomy places the organism in Eukaryota, Fungi, Ascomycota, Dothideomycetes, Dothideales, Saccotheciaceae.